AAGUCAUUUUCUGAGGUUGUGUUUUUGUUUUUCUUCCUUUUCAUCACAAAAAAAUGAAUAAAAUCCCUCUUUUGAGGAUUAAUUUAAGGAUCCCUUUUAUUACACAAGUCCGGGAGAAAAAAUAUGAUUUGCACGACAAAUCUGUGUUGAAGCCCCCGAGGGGCACCCAUAUUUGCAAGAUCUUCAAAACAAACCCCACAAAGUUUGGUCCACUGACUAAUAUGCCUGAUUACACCUUCAUGGACGGAAGACCAACUCCUCUUGGGACUCAUCAGAGAACUAGAUUGGAGAAGCAGAAGGUGAUUGCAACAAAGAUCGUGGCUCUCAACAAGGAGCUGGCUUUUGCCAAGGAAAGGCACCAGAGGAUACUGAGGGAGCAGGCUGAAGAAAGAAAGAACAUUCUGGAGGGCAAAUUGAAAGAAAAAGGACAUUUAAUGCUUUGAAUUGUACAGUGUUUCUCCUGAAUAAUAACAGUUUAGUUAAUAA
This is a messenger RNA of Phlebotomus papatasi, 486 nucleotides long. RefSeq names its product 39S ribosomal protein L52, mitochondrial (gene mRpL52). Bases 54 to 443 code for a protein of 129 amino acids. Gene Ontology annotation, cellular component: mitochondrial large ribosomal subunit. The transcript is spliced from 3 exons. Lineage: Eukaryota; Metazoa; Arthropoda; Insecta; Diptera; Psychodidae. Gene Ontology annotation, molecular function: structural constituent of ribosome. The record is from RefSeq and is a predicted model, not a curated record. Gene Ontology annotation, biological process: mitochondrial translation.